This is a messenger RNA of Colossoma macropomum (tambaqui), 4374 nucleotides long. It is a transcript of the gene acsl3a, whose product is annotated as acyl-CoA synthetase long chain family member 3a. Gene Ontology annotation, cellular component: endoplasmic reticulum; lipid droplet; plasma membrane. Gene Ontology annotation, biological process: long-chain fatty-acyl-CoA metabolic process; long-chain fatty acid metabolic process; neuron differentiation. Gene Ontology annotation, molecular function: long-chain fatty acid-CoA ligase activity. Bases 367 to 2505 code for a protein of 712 amino acids. The record is from RefSeq and is a predicted model, not a curated record. The transcript has 15 exons. NCBI's taxonomy places the organism in Eukaryota, Metazoa, Chordata, Actinopteri, Characiformes, Serrasalmidae.
GUGAGUAUAUGUGAGACAGACCAAAAGAAAGCCAAGAAAAUAGUUCUUUGGUAGCAUCUAUCCCAGAGGAUUACGGGUAACCAGAUACAGCAACUGGGCAGUGGUGGAGGAUUCUGGGAGCUUAUUUUGUUGUGUGCAAGAGGCCUUUAGUCUACCUUACCUUACCUGGCUGAGAGAGACACAAGCACAGCCUCGCAAAGGACAAACAGUGGAAGAGGAAGUAUAGAAGAUGAGAUAGAAGAUCAAAGAGUGGAGAAGAAAAAGCUCAGUGCAAGAGUCUCUCCCAUUUCCCUCUUUUUUCCUUCACACUCUCUCUCUCUCUCUUUAUCUAUCUUGCUUCUCUUCCUCCCCCUUGUCUUUCUCAGUAUGAGGCUGAAGGAAGAUGUGAACCCUUUGGUUUUUGUCUUGUUUAGAGUGGUAGUAUGGCUUUACUCUCUGCUGACUUACGUGCCAGCUUUGCUGCUGGGCUCUUCCAGCUCAGGCUCCUUAAGCCACCCCUCACAGCGGGUAAAGGCACGCUCGGUGAGUGGCCGUCCAGCUGGGCCCUACCGGGAUGUGGCAGCUCUGGACAGACUAACCACAUGCCUGCAGCCGGGUGUGAACACCUUGGACAGGGUGUUUGAAAUUUCAGCUGAGCGCUUCUCCAAGCAGGACUUCCUGGGGACCAGACAGGUGCUGCGUGAGGAGGAGGAGAGGCAGGAGAAUGGGAGAAUGUUCAAGAAGGUGAUACUGGGAGAGUAUCUGUGGUUGUCGUAUGGGCAAGCAUAUAGAGCAGCAAGGGAGUUUGGGAGUGGAUUACUUGCUUUGGGGCAGAAGCCCUGCAAAAACACUGCCAUCUUCUGCGAAACCAGAACAGAGUGGAUCAUAGCUGCCCAGGCAUGCUUCAUGUACAACUUCCCAUUGGUGACUUUCUACUCUACCCUUGGUGGUCCAGCAAUUGCACAUGGACUCAAUCAGACUGAAGUUUCCCAUAUCAUCACCAGUAAAGAGCUUCUGGAGACCAAACUCAAGUUGAUUCUAAUGGAAGUGCCGAGACUCCAGCAUAUUAUAGUUGUCGAUGACAAGCCCACAUCCUGGCCAGGUUAUCCACGAGGCAUCAGUGUACACAGCAUGGCUACUGUACAGGCACUUGGAGCCAAGCCUGAAAAUGUCUCCAGACAGAGGCGGUCUCCUGGUCCUGGUGACGUUGCUGUGAUUAUGUACACCAGUGGCUCUACAGGGGUUCCCAAGGGUGUCAUGAUUUCCCAUAGCAACCUCAUUGCGAGCAUUGCUGGAAUGGCAGAGAGAAUCCCUGACCUUGGUGUGAAUGAUACAUACAUUGCAUACCUACCUUUGGCACAUGUCCUGGAGCUCAGUGCAGAAAUGGUGUGUGUGGCUUAUGGCUGUAGAAUUGGAUACUCCUCACCCCAAACACUUGCGGACCAGUCUACGAAGAUUAAGAAGGGAAGUAAAGGAGACAGCUCUGUUCUACAGCCCACAUUAAUGGCAGCUGUACCGGAGAUCAUGGAUCGUGUCUAUAAGAAUGUGAUGCUGAAAGUGGAGGAGAUGGGUGUAGUGCAGAAAACUCUUUUUAUACUGGCCUACAACUAUAAGAUGGAGCAGCUGGCUAAAGGCAGUAGCACUCCACUUUGUGACAAGCUGGUUUUCCAGAAGGUGCGAGCGUUGCUGGGUGGGCGAACACGGGUUUUGUUGUCAGGUGGUGCACCUCUGUCAGCGGCAACACAACGUUUUAUGAAUAUCUGCUUAUGCUGCCCUGUGGGCCAGGGCUAUGGCCUGACUGAAACCUGUGGAGCUGGAACCAUCAGUCAGCUUUGGGACUACAGCACGGGGAGGGUAGGAGCUCCUCUGGUCUGCUGUGAGAUCCAACUGAAAGACUGGGUUGAGGGUGGUUACCGGAGCACAGAUAAGCCCUGUCCACGUGGGGAGAUUCUGAUUGGUGGGCCCAGUGUAACCGUGUACUAUAAGAAUGAAACAAUGAAUCGAGAAAAUUUCUUUGUGGAUAAGAAUGGCCAGCGGUGGUUCUGCACUGGAGACAUUGGCGAGUUCCAAGCAGAUGGCUGCCUCAAGAUCAUUGACCGUAAAAAGGAUCUGGUGAAGUUGCAGGCAGGGGAGUAUGUGUCUCUGGGGAAAGUGGAAGCCAUGCUGAAAAACUGUCCUCUUGUUGACAACAUCUGUGCUUAUGCCAACAGUGAUGAGUCAUAUGUAAUCGGCUUUGUGGUGCCCAAUCAGAAACAGCUAUUAUCAUUGGCAGAGAAGCGGGGCAUCUGUGGCACGUGGCUGGAGAUCUGCAGUAACCCUGUAAUGGAGGAGGAGGUGCUAAAGAUCAUCAAUGACACAGCACUGACAGCCCAGCUGGAGAGGUUCGAGAUCCCACAAAAAAUCUGUUUGAGCUCAGAGCCAUGGACUCCAGAGACGGGCCUUGUAACUGAUGCUUUUAAACUCAAGCGGAAAGAGAUAAAAUCACACUACCAGCACGAUAUUGAGAGGAUGUAUGGAAACAUGUGAAUUCAGAUCAAAACUAAGCUAGAUCUGAAACGUAAAUGGGCCUUGAUGGUCACAGUUAGAAUCUUUUAUUAUGAUAGCAUCCCAGCCACAAUCAGAGAUAUCUGGCCUCUGCGAUCAAGACAUUUAUCAUCUUUCAAUUUUCCAACACACAUGGCUGACAAAAAUAUACUUGUAAGGAACUACAAGUUGUAACAAAAGCUUCCAACAAGAUUCUGUUAUUAUUUGUAAAACUUCCUGGUUUGUUUGUAAAUUCUGUAAAAAUGCUAUGCAUUGUAGCCAGAAUACAUACUGUACAUUUAGUAAAGAAUGCACAAUAACUGUUCUAAAAAGAUGUCUCAAACAUUCACACACAAAAGCUAAAUAACUUGUGGUAACAUACUGUACAUUUAGUAAAGAACGCACAAUAACUGUUCUAAAAAGAUGUCUCAAACAUUCACACACAAAAGCUAAAUAACUUGUGGUAACACUUUGGACCCAACCAGAGACCAAUUACUCACAACAUGUAACCCCUUUUCUUCACACUGGGGACCUUUUAUACCAGCCUGAAUUACUCAUAUAAAUUGUUGAAUUUUUUUCCUUCAUCCACAUCUUGAAAUUGUGUUUUCUUUAUAUCCAUAUGUGGCCUUUGGCUGAGAUCAAAUUUGUAUACUGUCAUGAUUCUUUAGCUGAUUCUCAUUCCCAUGUCAUCAUGCAUACAUCUUCAACAGCUGAUCUUUCUUCCUGCUAGAUAUGUGAUGGCACGCUUCUACUAAAAUCAGAGACUGGGAAAAGUAUGCAGUUUACAUGUUCAGUUUACAUGUUUUACUUUAUAUAUUUAAAAUGAUGCAAAUCUCAAAGUAUCCAUCAAAACAUUCCUGCUGACUGAUUGCUUUCUUUUGCUGAUUGGUUAAAAUAAAGAAAAUACACUAUAUGGCCAAAAGUAUGUUAAGUGCCUUAACAUCUCACUUACAUGAGCUUGUUGAACCCCUCCUUUGCAGCUACAACAGCCUCUAUUCUUCUGGGAAGGCUUUCCACUACAUUUUGGAGUGUGUGUGCCUGAAAGUUUGGGGAAUUACCGAUUCAAAAAUAACUGGAAAGGGCCUUCCUAAAACUGUUGUCACAAAAGUGGAAGCAUAUAUAGAGACCAACUUUUACUGGGCUCACAGAUAGUGAAGCAAGAUUCAUCACUCCAGAGAACACAUUUAAUUUGCUCAGAGUUGUGUGGUUUGUCUGAAGCUGUUUAGCCAUGGAAACCCAUUUCACAAAGAUUGUGCUGAUGUGGUUUCCAGAGGCAGUUUGGAACUUUGUAGUCAGCGAUGCAACAGACGUCAGAUUAUUUUUACAUGUCACGUGCAUCAACACUCAGCUCUGUGGGCUUGUGUGAUCUACCCCUUUGUGGCUGCACUGUUGUUGCUCCUAGCCACCAUUUUACAAUAGUAGCACUUGCAGUUGACUGGGGCAGGCCUAGCAGGGCAGGAAUUUCACAAACUGACUUGUGGCAAAAGUGGCAUCCAAUGAAAGUACUAUUAUUUUUAAAAGUCAGUGAGCUUUCAGUACAACUAAUUCUACUGCCAGUGUUUAUCUGUGGAGAUUGCAUGGCUUUGUGCUUGAUUUUAUACAGCUGUUAGCAAUAGGUGUGGUUAAAACACUUGAACUCAAAGGGCACUUUUUAUGCUUCAAAACUCUAUAAAAAUUUCCUUUUUUGCUGUAUUUUUUGUUGUAAUUUUUUGCUGUAUUUUUCUAAAAUGUACAGCAUUUUUUUUUGCAAAAAAUUUUUAAGGGAAUGUAUAAAUGGUGUUUAAAAGCUUGUGUCAAUUAAUUUUCUAGCAAGAAAUACAUAUAUUUAUGAAAUGCUCUUAGAACCUUUCAAAUAAAUAACAAAAAUCCAAA